Molecule: messenger RNA, 5776 nt
Organism: Conger conger (European conger)
Lineage: Eukaryota; Metazoa; Chordata; Actinopteri; Anguilliformes; Congridae
Gene: itga1
Product: integrin, alpha 1
Exons: 30
Coding region: 247-3798 (1183 amino acids)
Biological process (GO): cell-cell adhesion; cell-matrix adhesion; integrin-mediated signaling pathway
Cellular component (GO): external side of plasma membrane; integrin complex
Molecular function (GO): integrin binding
Source: RefSeq, a predicted model, not a curated record
AAUGCAUCCUAUAUCUUCUUCGUGGAAGCCUAGAAAACGAGGCUUUCGAAGAGGAACGUGUUUUACGAAGACGAAUACUUCCAACUCAAGAUACGAAAAUACAGGAAAUGCCUGGCGAAUCUCAGUGUAGCUCAAUCAACCCCAUCGCCCCUUGAGACUUGGAGACGCUGCUCAGUUGAAGGUUUCGCGUUUGACUGGAAGGGUAGAAGAAUCCAAGCUCCAACUGUAGAGAGUGGGGAACGAAACAUGUUCUUCAGAGUGGAGCAGUUCACCAUUACCGUCGUAUUCGCUCUGCUGCAGUGUUUGUUGUCUUUUAAUGUUGAUGAGAAAAAUGGCAUGACAUUCAGCGGACCAGUGGAUGACAUGUUCGGAUAUUCUGUACAGCAGUUCGAGAACAAUGAAGGGAAGUGGGUACUAAUCGGGUCUCCGUUGGUUGGCCAGCCUGCAAAACGGACAGGGGAUGUCUACAAAUGCCCUGUAGGCAAGGAAAGCAAUCCAAAAUGCAUAAAGCUGGAGCUGCCUGAGAACAUAACAAUUGCCAACAUAAAUGAAGUCAAGGAAAACAUGACCCUGGGAACGACUCUGGUUACAAUCCCAAAUGGAGGCUUUCUGGCCUGUGGACCACUCUACGGCUACAUGUGUGGAAAAGAGCAGUACACCACCGGCAUAUGCUCAAACGUCAGCUCCUCUUUUGAGGUCCUUAACAACAUCGCGCCGUCUGUGAAAGCGUGUGGCAAAGAGCUUGACAUUGUGAUUGUCCUUGAUGGCUCAAACAGCAUCUUUCCUUGGACCAGUGUCAUUGAUUUCUUGGUCAAAUUGCUUGAGAGAAUGACUAUUGGACCAAAGUUGUUCCAGGUCGGAAUUGUGUCCUACGGGGACGACGUCGGCCACGUGUUCAACCUCAGCCAGUUCAGCAACACAAAGGACCUGGUGGAAAAUGCCAGAAAGAUUCCUCAGAGAAGGGGGUCAAAGACAAUGACUGCACUUGGAAUUGACACAGCAAGAGAAGAGGCGUUCACUGAGGAGAGGGGAGCACGGCGCGGGGUCAAGAAGGUGAUGGUGAUCGUCACUGAUGGAGAGUCCCAUGAUAACUACCGACUCAAGGAUGUUAUCGACAAGUGUGAGAGCGAUGGGAUUGAAAGGUUUUCAAUCGCUGUACUGGGAUAUUACAACAGAGAAAACAUGAGCCUUGAUAAGGUGAAUAUGUUUAUAGAUGAGAUCAAAUCAAUAGCAAGCAAGGCUACUGAGCACCAUUUCUUCAAUGUCUCCAGUGAGCUGGCACUCUCCAGCAUUGUUGACACGUUGGGGACCAGGAUAUUUGCACUAGAAGCCACCUCGGGUAAUGGCACUGUGUCAUUUGCAAUGGAAAUGUCUCAAUCUGGAUUCAGUGUUCAUGCUUCCAAAGAAGGACUCAUGCUCGGAGCGGUUGGAGCGUAUGACUGGAAUGGAACUGUGGUGAUGCAUGUGGGGCAGAAGGAUAUAGUUCCAGAUAAAAGUACAUUUCACAACCCUUUAGUCGAGAGGUAUGAAGGCCUGGCUGGAUACGUUGGUUAUGACGUACAGUCAGCAUCAACACCAAACGGAGUAUUAUACAUCGCUGGAGCGCCAAGAUACAACCACACUGGUCGAGUCACUGUGUACCGACUCGAUGGACUGAACAUUACCAUCCUACAGUCACUGGAAGGAGAACAGAUUGGCUCGUACUAUGGCAGCGUCCUUCAAACUGUCGAUAUCGACAAUGACUCAUUCACAGACAUCGUCCUGGUCGGGGCACCAAUGUACAUGGGCCCAGAAAGAGAUGAACAAGGUCAAGUCUAUGUCUACAGAGUUCAUGAGAAUGGAACAUUCCAGCAUGAGAUGACCCUGAAGCCCGACACGCAGACAUGCUGCACUGCCCACUCCCACUCCCACAGUUCCUGUAAGACUGUCAAUAAGAACGAACCCUGUGGAGCACGAUUUGGAACCGCCAUCGCUGCCGUUACAGACCUGAAUUUAGAUGGCUAUGGUGAUGUGGUGAUUGGAGCACCCUUUGAGAAUGACCAUCGGGGGGCAGUAUACAUCUACCAUGGAGAGGGAAAAUCUUUAAAGAAGAAGUAUGUGCAGCGAAUUGCAUCAGGUGGUGAUGGAGAGAAGAUGAAGUUCUUUGGACAGUCAAUCCAUGGAAUCAUGGAUUUAAAUGGAGAUGGGAUUACUGAUGUCACAAUUGGAGGUCUUGGGGGUGCUUCCCUCUUUUGGUCUCGGGAUGUUGCUGAACUAAGAGCAGAAAUGGUGUUUGAGCCAACGAAGAUAAACAUGCAACAAGCACAAUGUAAAAUCGGGGAAAGGAAUACAUUUUGUGUGAAAGCUAAAGUUUGCUUUAAUUACUUGGUUAAAUCUGAUCAGGAGCCAAAAUCACACGCUGACAUUAAAUACUCGCUGACAAUAGAUGCCCAAAGGGCAGCAUCAAGGGGGCUCUUUGUCAACAUCACAGACAGGAAGUUGCUGGCAAACGCUACUAUCCAGGAGAACUUAUGCCGAGAGCAUGACUUCUACAUGUUGGACAAACUGGACUUCAGAAAUCCUAUCGUGGUGUCUCUUGUGUUUGGUUUAGCUAAUGAAGACAAGGGUCCAGUCUUGGAUGGGGAUUUACCCACCUCCCUCAAUAAAACUAUUCUUCUGGUAGACUGCGGGAAGAAUGAAAAGUGUAUCAAUGAUCUCCAUCUUCAAGCUUCAGCAAAUAUAAGCAGCCUCAUCAUUAAAGCAAGCCAGGAAAAGUUCAAUGUGGAAGUUAACAUUACAAACAGCAAAGACAGUGCCUAUAAUACAAAGGUUACAGUGACUUACUCCAAAAAUAUAAACUUUGUCAAUUUUGAGCCUCGAGAAAAGGAUUGUGAACACAAAGUUAAUGUAACAUGUGCUAUAGAAUAUCCAUUCCUGAAAACAGGCAAAAAGGAUUCCUUCAGGAUUCACUUCGAAGUCAAUCGUUUCCAUGUUUUGAAGGAUAUUGAAAUCACUGUAGUUGCAACAAGUGACAGUAAUGAACUAGAAGAAACCCGCCAUGACAACGUCAAGUCCAUUAUCAUCCCUGUGAAAUAUGAGGCCAUCCUGAGUUUUUCAGCUCACAAAUAUAUGGAGGACCACAUCAUUGUCAAAGAAGGAGAGAAGUACCCCAAAGUAUUCAGUAACACCAGCUUAAUUGGGGAUGAAGUUAAAAUAAGCUACACGAUUGUAAAAGAGCCCAACCAGGCAGCUCCACCUCUUGGGUUGCAGGUCACCUUUCCAUAUAAGUCAACAAAUGAGAACAUCUUGUUGUACUUGACAGAUGUAAUGUCUUCCCAGAAUGUUAAAUGUCAUACUGCAUCAGUUAUUAACCCCUUAAACAUCACCCUGGGCAAUCGACAUUCACCUGAACCUCGGAGGGAGACACUGAGUACCUACCUAGUGGACUGCAAGGGUCUAAAUUGUGUCUCCUUCAGCUGCACAAUAGAGCCUGAAUCCUCUAGCCAGAUCAAUGUCACGUUCAGAGUUUGGAAGCCUACCUUUGUUAAAGCAGAGUUCUCUACACUGCAUAUGACUGUCCGCGGCACAUUGGAAAACAAGGACCCGCAUCUCUUUGUGAUGAGCAAGGACAAUGAAGCCAGAGAGGUCAGGAUACAGAUUUCAAAACAGUCCCUCGGAGGAAUACCCAUGUGGAUCAUCAUAGUGAGCAUUCUUAUAGGACUGCUCAUUUUGGCACUGGUUAUUUUUGCACUGUGGAAGGCUGGUUUUUUCAAGAGAAAAACGGUGGAGGAAAUGAAGGAGGACAUGAAGGAUGAGUGACAUGUCCGUGCUGCAGGGGGCUUGUGCUCCAUUAUCCUCAGGUCUGGCUUUAUUUUAGCAGAGCAGGUCCACAGCAUUCCAAUGCCAACACAUACUAUCCGUGUCUCAGUCUAAAUGAACAUUUACUGUAGCAGGUAGUAAAGACUUAGUCCAGGGUUAUAUCAGUGAUGCAAAACAGUAUGUUCAUUUUUUUUCCUUUUACAAAGCAAAGAGCACUGCAAUUUGAUAUGUGAAAUACAGCAUUUUAUUGUAUUUUGAUAUCAGCUGCUGUAUAACCCUUACUUAUACAGUCUAGAUGUAUCAAGUGUGUUAGUUACAGUACAUUGUAUUGUACAGUAUUGAUUCUCAGAUUUCAGCAGAAUUUGUAAUACACUGAUUUUGUCCCCCAGAUGAAUUGUUUAUCAUCAGGAAAAUUAAUGAAAAAUGCUUGAUUGUGUAAUUGUGUAUGUGUAAAAGCAGCAAAUGUUUUACAUACCAUUUAUACAAGUAGCACUGUCAUUUUUUUACAAACCAACGGCAUUCAAUGCAAUUAAAAUGUAAUUCUGAAAAAUAUGUAAAUAUUAAUGGAGUAAUACCAAAGUCUUAAAGUUUAAGUGAUUUUGUGAUUUGUAUCUAUUGUUUGAUUGUUGUGAUUCCAGGCAGAUUGCAGAAAAACUCAUUAUUCAGGUAAACAUAAAAAUGAAAGUGUCAACCAUUCCCUUCAGUAUAUAGUACAUAUGUAUGUAAUGUAUGUGUGUUGAUUUUAUUUAUUAUUGGAUUCAGCCAUUAUUUCAUACACAUCUUUCCAAAGAUUCUGUCAACCUAUUAUUUGAAAUGGCUAGGCCUUUUUCCUGAAAUGUGCAGUGGGCCUAAUGCAAUCAAAUCAUGUCGCAACUUGCAAGAAAGUUUGGGAAACACAUUAUUUAAACAGGCAUUGCAUUUAUUCUUAUACAAUGUUAUGCAUUUUCCAGCAAACUGCCCUGUGAAUUGAAUCUGAGCCUUGUGGCUGUAAUGUUUUAUUAUGAAAUGUGUUAUGAAACAUAUUGAGGACACAGAUAAAAAUGUGCAUUGUAAAAGAAUACUUGAAAAAUUGGCACAUUAUACAAUUGUUAUCACUACUAUUCUCAUUUAUAUGAAAACGUUAAUAAUAGUCGGGCCAUUUAUAAAGUGUGUACUUUCCAUAGACACCUACAAAUUUAGAUGACAUUGAUUCUUUUUUACAGAAAUCACAGCCUGUAAAUAAUAAAUUCUAUAGGUAGAAGGAUACCAUUACUAUCUGAACAAGAAUUGGAAUUGGAGUCAGUGGGAGGUUGGAUGGACAUAGGUAGCUUUUUGAUAUUGGAUUGUACAUUUUUUUCAGAUGGAUUCAGGAGGGGUUGUUAUGACAAUGGCUUUUCCACUUUUUUUUCAUAAUCAUAGAUCUGUUGUUCAUAGUUUUGUGAGCUAUUAAUCCAGAUUCAUCAAAGACAAUACAUAGUGUACAAAUGUGAAUGGGAUCUUGAAAAUGCUUGGGCAGCAUCAAUAUGCAAAGAAUACAUCUGUUUAUUUUAAAUCACUAGUCAUCGUGGAUUAUGGCUACUUUGCUCUUAAAAUUGAUUUUGCUGACAGCUCAAAAUCACAUUCUCUGUCCUAGUCCUGUUGUGCCGAUUUCCUCCUUGUGUUUGUUUUAUUACCCCGAUCAUGCUUUUUUUGUCCACAUAACAGUUUGCACAAACAGUCCUUAUUAACAAUGAAUGUAUUGUAUAUAAGGAGAUAUCAUCAGCUUUUACCUGCCAUUGUUUGAAGAGCAUGUGUAAAAAUGUCUGUAAAAAAAUUGUAAAAUAGGUGUCUCAAACACAGUGAUAAAGGAGACCAAAGUAUAUAAGCAAAGACAACAUUUUAUCAGUCAUCUGCACUGUUGAAUUUUUAUGUAAUGCACUGGUUUUACAUCAUGUAUGUAUUCAUCAGAACAUAAAUAAGCAUUUUUCAUGCUGUCAAAAAAUAAAAGUUUUUUUCUCAA